GGCAAAGUGGCAGCUCAGGCGAGCGCGCACACACACAUCAUCAUCAUUCAGAGGUGCUGCGCGAGACCGGACACAACGCACUGCCGCUCCGCUCAGAUACUGGAUUAACCAAACCUCACUGUAAAACAAAGUGGGACAAAGUUAUGGAAGAAAGAAUAUCGAGAAUGCAGAGCAGACAGUUUCUGGAUCACGCGGAUUUCUUGGGGGUGGAAUAUUCAUCGCUCUACAUGUGCAAAUCCAAAAGAGGGAUGAAGAGAGAGGAAGGAAAGGACGCGUACAAGUUACCACACAGACUGAUAGAGAAAAAGAGGAGGGACCGAAUAAAUGAAUGUAUUGGGCAGCUGAAGGAUUUAUUACCCGAACAUCUCAAACUCACGACUCUGGGUCACUUGGAAAAAGCGGUGGUUCUGGAACUGACGCUGAAGCAUUUGAACGCUUUGACAGCUGUCACAGAGCAGCAGCACCAGAAGAUCAUCGCUUUGCAGAACGGGGAGCGAUCGCUAAAGUCCUCCCUCCAGGCUGACUUAGACGCUUUCCACUCAGGCUUUCAAGCAUGUGCCAAAGAAGUCCUGCAGUAUCUGAACAAGGUGGAGAACUGGACGGCGCGCGAGCAGAGGUGCACGCGACUUAUCAACCACUUACACAAAGUUUCUGCUCAGUUCCAGCCAGGCACAGGGAUCCUGCAGCAGCCAGUGGCAGGAGACGACGCUCCAGAGCGGGACACCCAGAGAGAUCCUCAAGCCAACUGCGUCCCUGUCAUCCAGAGGACUCAAAACCUUGAGCUUAACGAGAACGACACAGACACAGACAGCGGGUAUGGAGGAGAGGCUGAGAAAGGCGAUGGGAAGAGCGAGAAAGGAUGCGACACGGCAAAAGGAGUUAAAAUCAAGCAGGAGUUCGGAGAUGAACGUGUCACCAAAAAGGCUAAAAUGAACUGGUCGGCGAAUGGUGGUUCAGAUUCCACUAGUACGCGACCAGACGUGGCGCUUAUGAACUCUUUAAUGGGAAUGACAGGGGUUGGUGGACAACAAACUCCCUUUUGCAUGCCGUUUUACUUCAUAAACCCGUCUGCAGCAGCAUCAUACAUGCCAUUAUUUGACAAAAGUCAUUUGGAGAAGUUGGUGUAUCCAGCAGCGGCGGCAUUGACCACGCCAUUUCCGUGGCUUUACCCCGGGAUCCCCACACACGCCUCUGCUGCAGCCGCAGCAGCCAUCGCUUUCCCCAACACAUCCACCGAUAAAACCUCUGGAUUUGAUGCAGCAUCGUCAAAAGAUGACGAGCCGGAAUCUCCCGAUGAUGACCUGUCCAAUGAGGCCGACCUGGCCUCUCCUGCAUCUGAAGAUCACGGCUCAGAAAUUGAAACAAGUCAUCAGCCCCAAAGAAAUGACAAUGAUGGUACAUAAAGCUGAUGUUUCGACCUUUGAAUACACACUAGUUUGCUUGUAAAACCGCUAUUUAUCUGUUUCUCUUAAUUUAACUGUUAUUAAGUAUUUACUAUAGUGUUUCUAUGGAUUUCCAAACAAAAAGCUGUUCUUUUGUUAAUUUUUUUUGCAUUAUUAUUGAUAUUAUUAAAAACUCAAAAUUUCACGUCAAAUUGGUUUACCGUUUUUUUAGGGGAGAAUGGGGGACGUUGUAACAGACAGUGCCUUUUGCACUGAUUCCUUGAAUGAAAAUCAGAACUUUUUUCUUUUUGUCCUUUAUGUUUUGCCAUACAAUGGCAUAUUGAUUGAAAAUGUGUGAAAUCCUCAGGCUUUGCUCUGAGUUUUUAUGUUGUAGCUGUUUUUUUUUUAAAGAUGAAGAAACUUAGUUUAGUGCAAUAGUUAUUAAGCUAAAGAGAAGCGCUUAUCCUAGCGGAACGUUCCUUUCAAAGACUUGGAAGUCACAUAUUGGACUCUUGGAUGUAAUGUUUGAUACUGACCUCAAGCAGGCUGGUGUGACUGCUGCAGUAUUUGUCAGAUGUAACUUUCUAUUACUGGAUUUCAGUUGUCUUUUGCUCUCUUUUCAAUGUUCAGCGCUUGAAAGAGUUACCUACAUACCUCAACAAAGCAUAGUGUUUGGGCCAGGACUUCUUCGAGAUGCUCCUCUGGUAGGGGUGGUGACGAAAUGUUUUGAGCGAUUUUAAUUGGACAAAUGAUGUGACCAACAAUAAUCCUCUGAUGUAAUGUUACAGCACCCCCCGUCUCCCUCUCUCUGUCUCUCUCUCACUUUAUCUCUCUCUCUCUCCCCAUCCCAAACGAUUAGUAUGAAUCUCUUGUAAAGGAAAUCAACACUCCAGAUCAAACUGGCACCUGUCAGUCAACACUGAAAGUGCUUUGCCAACAAUCUGACAUCAUUGUCCUGUGUCACCUCUAGCAAAAAUAUACAAGGUAUAAUAGCACCUUAUGGAACUUUGAUAUUGAAUGUAAUCUGUGUUCUUUUGGUAGAUCUAAAAGUUUGUACUGUAUAUAUUCUGAUAAAAGUAGUUAUUUAAUCCAGAGGUAAAGUGCACUUUUUCUUGCCUAUAACACAAUCCUCACUCUUCGUUUUUAAGCCAAUGCCCUUUGAACUCAAGCUAUGUGUUUUUCUUAAGGAAAUCUUCUUAAAUACCAUAAAAUGAAAAGUGUUGGAGUAUGUAUCUAUAACAUCAUAACACUCUUGAGCUGACUCACUUGAGUCCAAGACAAUUGUUGAAGAGGUGAAACCUUUAAAGAAAUCAAACGUGCUUUGCCUUUUCGGAAAGAUUUUCACUACUCAUGACCUCAGACAUGCAUAUAGGUCAUGUUGUGUAUUGUACAAAUGUUGUGGAGCACUGUAAUAUGACAUGAAUCAACAUGUGAAUGGACCUUUUCAGAUUGGGAGAUUCCAGGAGGCUCUCAAAUUUUAUUGAAUGUGUUUAUUUUUCUAGGCCUGGGUUCAUGAAUGCAUAUAGGAACAGUGAUGUACCAGCUGCCGUUGAUUUCUGCAUUGUAACACAUUUCAUAGGCCCUAUAGUGUCUUUGCCUCAACUGUCAUUUGCCUCAACAGUGGCAUGUGGAUGUAUAUAGUUUGUGAAUAUGCUGUAUGUUUAAAGUUUAUGUUGUAGAAGAAAUCUAUGGAGUUUUUUAAAGGAUGAACUGAGCGACUGCUGCACAUUUCCUUAAUGCUUUACACAUUUGCUGUUUGAAAUUAUGCAGCUCAGUUGUCAAAUAAACAUAAGCUCAUGUGAACAAAA
Molecule: messenger RNA, 3190 nt
Organism: Danio aesculapii
Lineage: Eukaryota; Metazoa; Chordata; Actinopteri; Cypriniformes; Danionidae
Gene: bhlhe41
Product: basic helix-loop-helix family, member e41
Exons: 5
Coding region: 144-1403 (419 amino acids)
Biological process (GO): anterior/posterior pattern specification; regulation of transcription by RNA polymerase II; circadian regulation of gene expression
Cellular component (GO): nucleus
Molecular function (GO): DNA-binding transcription factor activity, RNA polymerase II-specific; RNA polymerase II cis-regulatory region sequence-specific DNA binding; protein dimerization activity
Source: RefSeq, a predicted model, not a curated record